AAAACCGUCACGUCACGCGCGACCACGGGACACAGAGACACGGAGAGCCAGGAAUCACGCGUGGACCGAACGCACGGACGCGCAAAUGGCCGCGUGAGGAACCGCACGGUGCCGUGGAGCCGCGAGACGCACGAACCGGGUUCAACCCAUCAUCAUGCACUGUUCUCAUCACCACCAUCAUCAUCAUGUAUUGUAAUGAAUUUAAUGGAUUAUAGGAAAUGAACUCGUCUGAGUGUGGCGUUAAAUCAGAUGGACAUGCACUUGAUAAAGAGGUCAAGGUCGAGAAGGACGCAGACGACAUUUCAGACGUCGAGACGCAACGGAAUUUGGAGGACGAGUGUUUGAACCGCUUCGCUCGGAGGAUCGCGAAGAGAUCUGCGUCGCACGGGUUCGACGGCCCCGACUCGGAGCAGAACCAGCCCGCCGGCAGAAAGAAGGCCAAGGUCGGAGAACUUUUCCAAGGUGGCGGCUCGGAGGAAACGCCCAGAUCCCCCCAGGACAGAACCGUAUCGUCAUACCGGAAGCCUUUAUACGGCAUUUCCCACCGUAUCUCCGAGAAAAAGGCCAACAUGGAUCAGCACGAAUCCGGGAUCCGGGUUAGCCGUAACGGGAUCCUUUUCCCAAAGUUGGACAGCCCGAUUCACGUGAGGUUCGACGCGGCGUCGUCUUCCAGAUCCUCUACGUCCCCGGUAUCUCCCGAUUCUCAUCUGUAUCCGCUUUUCGAAAAGAUGUUCUUCAUUCUCAACAGUCUGAACUCCAGCAUGUCUCAGCUGCACAGCAAGGUGGACCUUCUUUCACUAGAAGUGACGCGCAUCAAGAAGCAGAUCAAGCCUUCGGAGAUGGCUAUGGAGUUCCAGCCUCCACCGGAAUACCAGUUGACCAGAGAGGAAUUGGGACAGUUGAUGGAGCAGACCUCCAGCGCUGGCGAACUGGGGUGCAGGCUGCUGGUCCAGCUAUUCCCAGAGCUUUUCACAGCUAAAGAAUGCGCCCACGGUUGCCGAGCUUGUGGCGUCGCCAGCAAAGCCGCUCUGGACUCGUUGCACCUUCAACUCGUACGCAACUACAUGGAGUCGUGCUACCCGCUGGUCAAGAACGGGAACGUUUGGCAGAACGAGUGCCUGCCGCAGAUCAACGACUUUUUUAACCGUUUCUGGGCUCAGAAGGACAUGGAGAGCGGGCAGGUCUGCGGGAAACGGACCGGGUUCGACGCGGACCAAAACCACCACGGCUGCCAUUUCAUCAACGAGGACGGACAAGACGAGGGGCUGUCGCUGGAUUCCGGAGAGAACCCCGCCGUCAACGGCGGCCAGUUCGGCCACGUCGAAUCGGAUCUCGCGUUCGAUUCCCAAGAAAGCGGCGAGAAUCCCGACGACAUCACGUCAGCCGAGGAGUUUGUGGUAUUCCUUUUGAACAGACUGUUCCCCGAAGUGUUUGAGGAAGGGAGACUUCCAGAGGGCCACAGGACCGUCGGAGAGCUGAUGGUCAGUUCGGACCGACUGGAGAUUAUCCGUAAAUACAUGGAGGCGAAUUUUCCAGAAAUGCCCGAAGACACCUGGCUGCAGUUGUGCGUGCAGCAGAUGGAGGACGCGCUCGAGAAUGUUUCCGCCAACGGUGGCGAUCAGGAGAACCUCCCCGAGGAGACCUACAACCCCGCUACUCUCCCUGACGAUGUCUCCGUGGUGAAGAUCAGUGAUUUUUCCGACUUUGAAAGGUGUAACCGGAGGUCGAAAAGGCUGCUGCUCGAACCCGUCGACUUCAACAAAAUGGACGUCCCUCGUCCGGAUUUUGACGUUCCACAAGAGUACCUACUCACGAAGGAGCAGCUGAGGAGCAUCUACAAUAGCAGCUUGUCCAUCGGAAACUUCGCCUCCCGUCUUUUGGUCCUCAUGUUCCCCGAACUGUUCACGCAAGAAAACAAUCGCAAGCACUACAACUGCAGCGGCUCGCUGGGAAAAAAGCAGCUGGAUCCUGUCCGGAUCAACCUCAUCCGCCAUUACGUCCAGCUGCUCUACCCUAGAGCUAAAAACGACCGGGUUUGGACCCUGGAGUUUGUAGGGAAGCUUGAUGAAAGGUGCAGGCGUAGAGACACGGAGCAGCGUCGCUCCUACCAGCAGCAGCGGAAAACCUACACCUCGGAUCAAGAUUCCGAUCUCGGAGACUACAUGACCGCUAGCCAGAUCACCCCGGAUCGUCCGAAAGAGGACUUCGACGUGCCCUCGUUGCCACCUGAAAAAAGUAGCAAAGACUUUUGUAAGAUUCCUCUGGACGACCUCCAGGUUUCCGCUCCAGACUUCCCAGUGCCUUCGUCGUACUUACUCACGGACUCCGAAGUUAGAGAAAUCGUCCAGCAGAGCCUCUCGGUCGGGAAUUUCGCCGCCCGUCUUCUCGUCCGUCUCUUCCCUGAACUCUUCACGCACGAGAACCUGAGGCUUCAGUACAACCACUCGGGCGCCUGCAACAAGAAACAGCUGGACCCCGUGCGACUCCGACUCAUCCGCCAUUACGUCGAGGCCGUGUACCCGGCGGAUAAAAUGGAGGAGGUGUGGCACUACGAGUGCGUUCCCAGCAUCGACGAGCGCUGCAGGCGCCCGAAUCGCAAGAAAUGCGACAUCCUGAAAAAGGCCAAGAGAUCGAACGGCAUCGUGUCGUGUUCCUAACGAUUUACGCCUGAACGAAACUCUAACUUUUGCACAAGACCGCCGGCGCGAGCUGUAAACGACGAGAUCCUCAUCGAGUAGGUCCUUGUUUACAAGAUGGAGCUACAGCAGCGAAGCUAAUUAACGAUGACACUAACGACAGAUAAUAUUAAUAUGCCAAGCUAUCGUACUUCUAACUUUUAAUAGAUAAGCUAUCGUCGCCUUAGCCUAGCCGAUACACAAGUGGAAAGAAUCGAAUCUUUAGUUCCAAGUCACUUUAGUAACGGCAGAGAGGGGUAUAUUUUGUUUUUUAAUUCAUUCUAAUGUUGCAGCACUGGUGUUUUUCUAACUCGAUGUCCUAGCUACGGUGUAGAGGAAAAUAGAGAAGCAAAUCGAUGACUAUUUUUAAAUAAAAGUUUGCAUUUCAUCAGAAACGGA
Ictalurus punctatus (channel catfish) is the source of this 3074-nucleotide messenger RNA. It is a transcript of the gene bend3, whose product is annotated as BEN domain containing 3. Gene Ontology annotation, molecular function: DNA binding. Gene Ontology annotation, biological process: rDNA heterochromatin formation. Bases 219 to 2657 code for a protein of 812 amino acids. The record is from RefSeq and is a predicted model, not a curated record. Gene Ontology annotation, cellular component: heterochromatin. The transcript is spliced from 5 exons. NCBI's taxonomy places the organism in Eukaryota, Metazoa, Chordata, Actinopteri, Siluriformes, Ictaluridae.